CUCUCUGUCAGCGUUGAUAUAAAUAAAAACAGUAAACAACAAUGAAAUUACAUUGUAACGUCGAAGUACAUAACAGAGCAUUGCUUUCGAUGUCGCAAAGAAAAUCGCAACGUUCUGUAUUGACAAUUGGCAAACAAUCUGAUAAAGACGAUCUAUACAUUUUUCUGCAAACUUUGCAAAAUAAAAAAGGAACAAAAUACAAGACUCGUAAUAAUGUAGAAAAAGUAUUUACAAGAUUUAUUGAUGAUGGCAAAGCUACGAUAAGAUUGAAGGAACCCAGUCAUGAUUUAAUUAUUCAAAGUGAAGCUAUUCAGUUAAAAAGUUUCUUACGUGUAUUAAAACUCGGAUUAUUCAAGGUUGAUCAAUCAUCCUUUCCAAUUAUUUCGAAUUUAAGUUUGAAAAAUAUGGGAGGAUGUCAAAACAAUAAACUUGUAAUUAAAAAGGAUUCGGACUAUCCAGUGUUAAAAGGUUUCCCAAAAAUGUUAGAGGAACUUUCUGUAUUGGGAUUAAAGAAAAAAUCUUUUGAUCGACAAAUUCUGAAUUUGCAAUUUUUAAGAGUUUUAAAUUUGUCGAAUAAUCAAAUUACUUCUUUACCAAAGGAAGUUGGGUGUAUGCCACAUCUUCGAGAGCUUCUUAUAUCACAGAACCACCUAGGAAGAUCUCAAUCUAAAUGGAAAUGGAUUGAUCAAGCUGCCAUUAAGAAAAACUUGCAUUUGUUAGAUAUAAGCAGUAAUGUAAUAUCAGAAUUGCCAGUACAAAUUGGAGCACUAGAUGCUUUAGUGAAAUUACAAAUUUAUCAAAACUUAUUGAAAAAUUUACCACAAAGUAUUGGAAGAUUGAGAAAUUUGAAGCAUCUAGAAGCAGCUAGAAACUGUUUGUCACAUCUACCAGGAAGCAUGAGAAACCUACAAUUAGAUUAUUUGGAUCUUUCAAGCAAUCCAUUUCUUGUUUACAGACGUAAUACUUUAUAUCGUCACAUGCAUAUGACAGCAAGUCUUGUUGAGUGUGCAGCUGUAGCCUUCCUAAAGACCAGGAUACCAUAUGAUGCUGGUAUGCUCCCAAGAACACUUGUCCAAUAUUUGGAUAAUGCAACAUAUUGUAGUGUAUGUGCAAAUGGCUGUUUUAAUCGUUUCAUAAUGGGGUACCUGGAAAUAGAAUUAAGACGAAUAUCUUGUCAAACAAAGAUAACAGCAAAUGCAACCAUUUUAUUUGAAUGUUACUUUUGUUCAAAUAAAUGUAUACGUUAUUUUUAAAUAUUGGACUAGCAUUCUUAACUGCUAUUACACAAUGCAAUGUUUAUUAUGUAAAAAAGGAAUUAGUAUUUGACAUGAGUGGCUUUGCAUCUACCUUUAAUCAAUCCAUAAUUAUAUAUAUUUAUAAAAUAUUA
This is a messenger RNA of Harpegnathos saltator (Jerdon's jumping ant), 1387 nucleotides long. RefSeq names its product Leucine-rich repeat 47 (gene Lrr47). Bases 42 to 1253 code for a protein of 403 amino acids. The transcript is spliced from 4 exons. Gene Ontology annotation, cellular component: cytoplasm. Lineage: Eukaryota; Metazoa; Arthropoda; Insecta; Hymenoptera; Formicidae. The record is from RefSeq and is a predicted model, not a curated record. Gene Ontology annotation, molecular function: protein binding.